AUGAGAGACAACCCCCGGCCGGACCCGCCGCAGCACACCGGCACAGGACGCGACGCCCGCUACGCGCCCCCGAUAGGUCGAGACCCGCUCGGACCAUCCGACCGCGACUUCGACCGCAUAGCUAGACACAUAACCCGCUUUGACCCCCGGCCCGGCAUACCUACAAACACUCGGUCAUACCUCCGCGUCGUCGAAUUCCACGCCGACCGCAUACCACACGCAUCCCAAGAUGACAAAAUAUUCUUGAUUAGACUCACGUCCAAUGGUGAGGUGAAUGACUUCAUCGAAAGGCAACCAAAGGCUAUAAAACACGACUACAACGAGCUCUGCAAAGCCAUCCUAGCAGAAUACUCAGACUACGGCGCCUCCGGGACCCUCACGGCAGCCAUGGCAGUCAAACAAGCUCACAACGAGCUUGCGGAAUGCUACUACCACAGAUUGCGACAGGCCUUCUUCGGCAACCGAAACUACGAAGGGAUGGAGGAAGACACGAAUUUCAGGGCCCUGUACCUCCAAAACCUCCACCCCAACCUUAGCCAGCUACUAGGCGUGUACGCCUGCCCCCUUACACAGGACAUACGGCAACUGAAGACCCUGGUGGCACGAGCACAAGGUAAACAUCUGCUCAAGACACAGGUGAAGCCGCACACCCAACCUACAGUGUACAGCGUGGAAAACCACAUGGAACUGGAAGGCGCACCAACGGCCCGGAAACACAAAUGGGGAACCGACCACGGACCCCAGAGGAAUAACCACAAACACACGGACCCGAAGAACGGACAGCCACGCGACCAGCACCUCCCGCAAUACGGCGAGAGACGCGCCGGCCAGGCCGACGGGAAAGACCGCGCGCCACAACGGUCCCACCAAGACCGCACUGCCACAACCAUUAAUAAGGACAACCUUUCUAGGGAGGAACAAUCCCUCCUCCGCACGCUCCUGCGCAAAGCCAGAGAGAAGCCAGACAACGCCGACGUGUUCGCAGUGUCCGUGUCGGAUGACGCCGAGAACGCUCCCUACCACAUGGACGACGGCCUCGGCGGACAGGAGCUAAAUGACGACUACUCAAACGCACCAACGGUGGACACCUGCUACGACCAGAGGGAUGUCAUGGUAAUACAGGUAAACUCCAUCACAGACCCACGAGAGGACGGCCCCUCGACAACCAUCUGCGAACCACCGUUCCACCAAUUCAUGGGCGACCUACAACAAAGAGGUACCUACGGGAAACUCUACCUGCCCGUAAUACUCGAAGACCAAUGGGAACACGAGGCGCUCGUGGACACAGCUGCCGAUAUCAGCCUGAUUGGCGAAGACCUCUUCGGUAAGUUACAGUCUAUGGCCAGUAAAUCCCACAGACACCUAAAAACGCAGCCAUGCGACUUAGGAAUAACACCCUAUUCCCAGGUGGAUACGACCAUACGUAAAAUGGCUCUAAUGCGACUGACCGUGGGCCCCAUGACACUGGUCCACCCGGUCUACAUCUCCCCAUUCAACACGCAUCCGCUCCUAUUGGGCCAGGACCUUCUAAAUCGGUUUAAGCCCCUAAUAGACUACCAACGUCUAAAGAUCUGGACACAGGUCCGGGAGCCCUUGCCCAUCCCACGCCCGUUGGGCGAAAACCACCGCUACUCCAUAGACGCGCCGCCCACGAACGGCCCACAGCCCGCCGCGGCACAACCUGAAACCGAUCAGGGGACGCCCACAACCGGCGCGAACGCCACGCGCACGGCCCCCGACCUCGACAGCAGCCAUGGGUGGUCCUGCGUGAGGCGGUCCCAGUCGGUGUCGGAGGUGACGGCGGCGUAUUUGAAGCGGUUCUGGACGGCGGCGGAGGUGCAGAUGUGUUUGGAGAGGAGCUCUUUCCCCGUCUGCUCAGAGAUGGCUUUGGCCGACAUGGCCCGCCACAGGCCCGCGACAGGCCCGCGACAGGCCCGCGACAGGCCCGCGACAGGCCCGCGACAGGCCCGCCACAGGCCCGCCACAGGCCCGCCACAGGCCCGCCACAGGCCCGCCACAGGCCCGCGACAGGCCCGCGACAGGCCCGCGACAGGCCCGCGACAGGCCCACAACGGAUACGGACGGACGAAAUAG
Molecule: messenger RNA, 2094 nt
Organism: Knipowitschia caucasica
Lineage: Eukaryota; Metazoa; Chordata; Actinopteri; Gobiiformes; Gobiidae
Source: the annotation of a GenBank genome assembly